Phycomyces blakesleeanus NRRL 1555(-) is the source of this 866-nucleotide messenger RNA. RefSeq names its product pyrG protein (gene pyrG). Gene Ontology annotation, cellular component: cytosol. Gene Ontology annotation, biological process: 'de novo' pyrimidine nucleobase biosynthetic process; 'de novo' UMP biosynthetic process. The transcript is spliced from 3 exons. Gene Ontology annotation, molecular function: orotidine-5'-phosphate decarboxylase activity. Lineage: Eukaryota; Fungi; Mucoromycota; Mucoromycetes; Mucorales; Phycomycetaceae. The record is from RefSeq and is a predicted model, not a curated record. The coding region runs from base 1 to 804 and encodes 267 amino acids.
AUGAUGCUGAACACAUACAAGUCAUAUACAGAAAGAGCUGAACAGCACCCAAACGCAUGUGCUCGCUCAUUGUUUGAGCUUAUGGAGCGUAAAAAGACUAACCUUUCUGUGGCUGUUGACGUGACUACUAAGAAGGAGCUUUUAUCUAUUGCUGAUUCUGUCGGUCCCUACGUUUGCGUACUCAAGACACACAUUGAUAUUGUUGAAGACUUCGACAAAGAUCUCGUAGCCCAACUCGAGGCUUUGGCCAAGAAGCACGAUUUUUUGAUCUUCGAGGAUCGCAAGUUUGCUGACAUUGGUAAUACCGUCAAACACCAAUACGAAAAGGGUGUCUACAAAAUUGCGUCUUGGUCUCACAUUACCAACGCCCACACUGUUCCUGGUGAAGGUAUCAUCAAGGGAUUGGGAGAAGUUGGUUUGCCUCUCGGCCGUGGUCUUCUAUUGCUGGCCGAGAUGUCUUCCAAAGGUGCCUUGACCAAGGGAAGCUACACUACUGAAUCUGUUGAAAUGGCACGCCGCAACAAAGACUUCGUGUUCGGAUUUAUUGCCCAACACAAGAUGAACGAAUAUCCUGAUGAGGACUUUGUUGUCAUGACACCUGGUGUUGGUUUGGAUAUCAAGGGUGAUGGUCUUGGGCAACAGUACCGCACUCCUCAUGAAGUUAUUGUUGAGAGUGGGUGUGAUGUGAUUAUCGUGGGUCGUGGUAUCUACGGUAAGCCAGAUGAAGUGGAGGCACAGUCGAAGCGUUACCGCGAGGCAGGAUGGAAUGCAUACCUUGAAAGAGUACGCAUGCAUAAAGCAUAAAGCAUAAAGUAUAAAGUAUAAAUCCAAAAAAUAAAAUUAAAAAUGAAAAGUAAUGAAUGGAC